UGGAACGAAAGAAAUUAGAAAUGUUGCCUAAAUCUGACAUUGUUACCCAGCUUCUUCAAGCACAGGUAUGGCAGACAAGAUCUGAAGAAUAGGGGGAUAUAACGGGUUAACUUCGAAACAGGGACUCAUAAGUAAUCAGCCCACUUUAAACCCGGUUGCUCCCGGUCAACCAGAACAGUCAAGUGCAGAGUUCGUACAGUAUGGUACCAACGUCGGAAACCUAGGGGGCCAAAACUUCCGGGGAUAUUGGCCUUUGGAUAGCAAUUUUAUGCCUCCACCACCUCCGAUACUUGGAGCUCCGGGGCCCAGCGUAUCAUCGCAUCCAGCUAAUUUACCCGAUUUGAACAACUUCAGCACUGACGGCACUAACAGCAAUGGUGUUCCACUUCCAUUACAAGGUAUUUUCAUGUGGCGUCAUCCGUCAUAUGGAUAUCGUUGCGAGCCGGUCAUGAGAUUCCAAUCACGGGAUGAAAAAACUAGCACGGACAGCCGAGGCCAUAGUCGAAAGCCUUCCGUACGUUCAGGGAGCACCAAGAACAGCAUCAAUAGCGGAAAGAGCAGUAGCCACCUUACAAGCUCCGGAAACGCCACGAGGAAUAUGGAGGACUCCGACCAAACGAGGGGACACGGUAAUGGGGAUCCGUUUCAAAGUCGUCAUUCUGGUUGCAACAGGAAUACCGCAGGGGGCGCCUCAAAUACCGGAGAUUCCUCCCAGAGCGGUAGGGUCGUCAGCGGUUCCUCAACUGGUAGCGGAGAUCCGUUUCAAAGCCGUCACGCAAAUGGAAACGGCAACAGCAAUACGGUUGACAAAGCUAGGUCUGGAGAUCCAUUCCAAAGCAAGCACAGUCAAGGUACCAAUCGGGGUGGCAGCGGAUUGUCUUCAAGAGGCGGAGAUCCAUUUCAAAGCCGCCAUACUAGGAAAAACGGCAAUCCCCAUAAGGGUGGAGAUCCAUUCCGGAGCAUACAUACCCAGAGCAACGGCUCUGGCGCAAGAAACGAGGGAGAUAGAUUUCAAAAUGGAAAUAAUCCGAGGGAUCGCAGCAGCUCAUGCUCAGAUAGGCAGAGGAACAGUUUAGGAGGGAAUUCGGCGUGGAAUGCCACUAGGUAUCAGGGCAAGCAAAGCAGUCAUGACUGGAAGCAGGAUGAGGCAAGCGGAGUUGACUGGUAGAGCGUCGCGGAGCAGAGUAGAUGGGAAUCAUGGGAGUGCAUAUUAACCGAGUUGAAUUCACAGAGAUUGUAAAAG
This is a messenger RNA of Coccidioides immitis RS, 1243 nucleotides long. RefSeq lists its product as uncharacterized. The record is from RefSeq and is a predicted model, not a curated record. The transcript has a single exon. The coding region runs from base 269 to 1168 and encodes 299 amino acids. Lineage: Eukaryota; Fungi; Ascomycota; Eurotiomycetes; Onygenales; Onygenaceae.